This is a messenger RNA of Blepharisma stoltei, 984 nucleotides long. NCBI's taxonomy places the organism in Eukaryota, Ciliophora, Heterotrichea, Heterotrichida, Blepharismidae. The record is from the annotation of a GenBank genome assembly.
AUGGAAGGGUCCGAUAUAGAGGAUGGAGAAGUCUUAGAGCAAGAAGAGUCAGCACAACCCCCAAAUCAGCUUAUAAUGCCAAUACAAAAUAAGCAAGACAACAGAAAGCAAGAAGUACAGCGAAUUAAGCGCCCAAGGCCAGAUGAAUCAAAAAUUAAAAAGGUAAAGUGCAAGUAUUGAGCUGGAGGGACUUGCCAUAAAGGCCAAGACUGCACUUACCUUCACGAAGGAGUUCAAUUACUAAAAGAUGAGCUCUGCAAGUAUUUUGUUACAGACACAUGUGUAAAAGGAGAUGAUUGUAUUUAUUCUCACGAUACCAAAAAAUUUGGCUCCCUGAGGAAUUUAUUUAAUUGAAUUUCCUCGAAAUAGACAUUUUUCAGGCAAAAUCAUAAAUCUUUACUUAAAAAAAAUGGCAUAAGAAAAUGUCUGCUGAGAAAUUAUAUGGUAAAAAAAAUUCCUGCUACAAAAAAUUUCCUUGCAAAUUUUUCCACGGUGUAGGAUCAUGCCAUCUAGGUGAUAAUUGUCGUUUUUCCCAUAUAAGGCUUACACCUGAAAUGAUUCCGAAGUUUAUUAAAGAUAAUGAAGCCUUUUUACAGCAAGUUCAGCAGCAAAGAGGGUAUACAAAUCUAGGAGAAUACUACAACCAAUAUGCAAGAGAGAAAGCAAGUUUACAGCCUUUAUUGCCGCUCCCAGGGAAUUUGUUAGGAAUUCCACAAUUCCCUCCUACUAUAGCUCCACCGAUUUGAAUUCCUCCAAAACCUCCCAGCCCUGAUUUAUCGUCUCGACUACAUGCAAGUGGAAUUAUACAAUUUUAAAUUAAAUAUAAUGACAAAUUAUUGCAAAAUCAAAAAAUUAUUUAAAAAAAAUCAAUUUAUUAUUAAUAAGUAUAUAAAAAAUCGAAAUAUAACAAUCCCAAAAGGUGAUUUGUCAAAACUAAGAAAGCCACCAAAUUCUCAUGUUUACAAAAAGCCUAAAUUUAGUUAA